Molecule: messenger RNA, 1245 nt
Organism: Capsicum annuum
Lineage: Eukaryota; Viridiplantae; Streptophyta; Magnoliopsida; Solanales; Solanaceae
Product: binding partner of ACD11 1
Exons: 5
Coding region: 196-975 (259 amino acids)
Molecular function (GO): RNA binding
Source: RefSeq, a predicted model, not a curated record
UAUCACCUGCGCCUCAUUUUAAAAUUAUUUUGGUACAACCCAAAACCCACUUCGUAUGGUUGUUAUUAAAUACUGUGAAAACAGAGUUACCUUUCUGUUUUUCUGUCUUCUCUGCUUGCUCUGUUCCACUUUGGACCAUCUCAUCAUUUUCAGGUUAAGUCGCGUUUACUUGGGAUUUGAACGGUGUCUAUAUCCAUGUAUUUGGGUCAUUUCACAGCAGAAGUCACAAGUCUUUCUCCCAAAGCUACAGAGAAAGAUGUCUCUGAAUUUUUCUCUCACUGUGGUGAAAUUGAACAAGUGGAGAUCAUCAGAUUGAGUGAAUAUGCUUCUAUAGCCUAUGUUACAUUCAAGGAUACUUAUGCACUGGAAACCGCACUUUUACUCAGUGGAUCCACUAUGUUAGAUCAAUGUGUUCGUAUAUCUCGCUUGGAAGCACAUGUAGAUGAAUACGAUCCUUGGAGUAACCAUAUAGAUAUGGUGGAGAAUGGAAGCAGCUCAGCGACGUUCUCCCAUACAAAUCAGUUUGUUUCAACUCCUGGAGAAGCUGUGACCAUGGCACAACAGGUAGUUGAAACCAUGAUAGUGAAGGGAUAUCAACUAAGUAAGGAUGCUCUAGCGAAAGCCAAAGCUUUUGAUGAGUCUCAUCACGUGGCAUCUACUGCAGCAGCAAAGGUGGCAGAUCUCAGCAAGAGAGUUGGGCUUACUGAUAAAAUUCAAUCUGGCAUGGAGACUGUAAAAUGUGUGGAUGAGAAGUACCAUCUUUCUGAGCUUACCAUGUCCGCUGCCUCUUAUACAGGGAAAACAGCGGUAGCUGCUGCAAAUGCUGUGGUUAGCAGUAGUUACUUCUCCAAGGGAGCUCUUUGGGUUUCAGAUGUUUUGAAUCGGGCUGCCAAGGUUGCUGCUGACUUGGGUAAUAAUAGUGUCAAAAAAGAAACAGUUCCCAUGGAAAUGGACCAAAUUGGUAAAUAUGGCUGACUCAAUGUUUGCCCACAUGGAAUUGUCCAAAGGUGUAAGCUUUUCAUGGAAUCAAAAAAUGUGAAUAUGAACAAUUUUAGCUAGUUAAAGCAGUUUGGGGUGUUGAAAUGGAAGUGCCGUGUUACCUAAUUCAUACUCAUGGUAACAUGUUGAUAUCCAGCAGUCAUUACCGUGCUUUAAUCAGUUUGAUUUCUUUUACUCGUGGGAGUUCAAUGUAGGUAAUACUCUUGAUUGGAUUACAAGUUGAUCAAACGUCAUGUUUUUCAGUGA